Messenger RNA from Sorghum bicolor (sorghum), 722 nucleotides. RefSeq names its product dirigent protein 21. Lineage: Eukaryota; Viridiplantae; Streptophyta; Magnoliopsida; Poales; Poaceae. The coding region runs from base 58 to 561 and encodes 167 amino acids. The record is from RefSeq and is a predicted model, not a curated record. The transcript has a single exon.
UCACUAGCUAGAGCAUCCACAGACACACACACCCGCGCGCGCACCAUCCUCCUUGACAUGGCUUCCUGCUGCAAGCUCUACUCGGCGCUGCUCGCCGUCGCCGUGGUGCUCGCCGUCGGCCCGGCCGCGCGUCCCGUCUCCGCGGCCGCGCACCUGCACUUCUACAUGCACGACGUGCUCACCGGCUCGGCGCCGACGGCGGUGCAGGUGGUGAACGGGCCCCGGGGACACAUGGGCGACACGAUCGUGAUCGACGACGUGCUGACGGCGACCUCGUCGCGGUCGUCGUCCAUGGUGGGGCGCGCGCAGGGCCACUACAUCUGGGCGUCCACGGGGAACCCGGAGCUGCUGGUGACCAUGAACGUGGUGCUCACCUCCAGCCCCUACGCCGGCAGCUCCGUCACCGUGGUGGGGCGCGACGACAUCGGCGCGCCGGUCAGGGAGCUGUCGGUGGUCGGCGGCACGGGGCAGUUCAGGAUGGCGCGCGGGUACGUGCUGUGGAAGACCGUUAGCCUCGACCACCCCAACGCCGUGCUCGAGCUAGACGUGUACGUCAUGUGAGCAAACAUACGUCCGCUCCUCAUCAACGUAACACGUGUUCUACCCCCAAUAAGCCUUGUAUAAGUACCUACGUGAACCUCUUUGCGGUAAUAAAAGUGACAAACUGAAGUUCACGCUGUAAAUGUUGCGGUUGAGUAUAUAAUAAAAAUGAAUUUAAACAA